UUUAUGCUUCUGAGGAACGGCCUUCAUGUCGACAACACUGGAAUAACCGGUCACAGAGAUACUAUUCUCUGCAAAAUCCUGCCCCAAAGCUGAUCUACAGACAUUCUUCUUGUUGUUAUUAUUAUUAUUAUCAUUGGAAAGUUUCGAUGGAGACCAAACCUGUGGAGAAGGAUAAGUUUUUCAUCGUGAUCAGAGGGAAGUCACGGAAAGGCUUCUGCCGUGGAUGUAUCGGCCGUGUGGAGGCAGAAACAAAGCACGGGGAGCUGAUGGGACUGAUGUACAAUGGAGGCAGCAACCCAAAGAGCGGAGGAGGCCUGGUGAAGAGGGAUGACACUUAUCCCCUCAACAGACACCAGGCACAGCUUCUCCUCUUCGUACCGUCUGUCGGAAAGCGUCUGGAGCUGCUGUGCAACCCCCAGCUGUUCUCUGCCAUUUGCCAGCUGGCACAGGGAGACCUGGUGGUGGUGAAGCAUAAGAAGGGACACCUGCCGGGGCUGGUCAAGAACCUGAUGCAGAUCGGGAAGAAGGAGAACGAGGAGGACCUCCACAUGGUUGGCUUUGAGGUGGAAUUUGUGGACAGUGAAAACAAUCUGUCACCCAAGAAAGCUGCUCCUCUUCCGCUGGUCAACGCUGCAGACAUCAUCCAAGUGGUUCCGUCGUACUCUGUUCCCUUUGGACUCCAAUGGAGAGACAGCAAAUAUAGGGGCCAACAUAACACUGUGUCACGCAUCAGCUCCAUGCCCAACAUAGCCUCCUAUGCACAACAUGCAACAGAAAGUGACCAUAAUGUUGCUCAGAACCAAGAUGCCGGCACAUGCCAUGUGCCUUUGGAGGUGGGGUCCAUAGUGGAGGUGGUGUCCAACACAGGGGUGACAGUGUAUGGAGUCAUCCGGUGGUUGGGCAUCCCUGGAGGAAAGACUGAAGAAUGGGCUGGGAUUGAAUUGGACUAUGAAGUGAAUGGUUGCUCUGAUGGGAAGUACAGAGACCAGCGAUAUUUCACCUGUACAACUGGCAGGGCUUUGUUUGUUCCUGUUACCAAGUGCAGUCCUGAUGGUAGAUUUGUCUCAUCCUCUACACAAGCACAGAACCUUAAACCCAUCGACACACCGCCAGAUAUUCCAUUUGAGGAUACAGGGGAGAAUGCCCCGCCCAUCCCGGAAUCAGAAGCCUUGUCUUUGUUGGUGGGAAGAAUGAGAGGGAUUCAAGGUCACAUCAACUCCUGUUAUCUUGAUGCUACACUGUUCAGUUUGUUCAGCUCAUCCAUGACCCUGGAUAAUGUCUGUCACGCGCAUGCUGACGCUGAACAACCCACAACGUGCACUUUGAGAAAAAUAGUCAAUCAUCUACGCAGGCAAGGCUUCGUUCCUGCAGAGAGUGUGAUGAACUUUCGCAAACAGCUUGGAUGUGACACCUUCAGUACAGAAGAAAAGGACCCGGAGGAGUUCAUCACGUUGCUCUUUCAGAAGGUCCUCUGCAUGGAGCCACUGCUGAAACUCCGGUCAAGACGAGAAAGAGCUCAUGGCGCCUACACAUUCCAGAUCUUUCUGGAAAAAGAGCAAGUGGGACAGAUGCCCACUGUUCAGCAGCUGAUGGACACAUCAUGUCUGUCAUGUGACCUCAAGUUUGAAGAGAUCCCGUCCUGUCUAAUUGUGCAGAUGCCAAGAUUCGGAAACAAGUACAAGAUGUUUCCUCACAUCAUUCCCUCCCUGGAGCUGGACAUUACAGAUCUCCUAUACAAUUCUCCUCGGGAGUGCUUCAUCUGUGGCCGUGUGGGAGAGUACGAAUGUCUCCAGUGUCUGCCUGAUCGAAAGCUGCAGCCGGGAAGAAUCAAACAAUAUUGUGUAACCUGUAACACGCAGGUGCACAGUCAUCCCACCAGGGAGGGUCACGCCCCCAAAGCUCUAGCAGUGCCGACAGACGUACCUGUUGAAACUCCUGUUUCCAGGCACACAGUGGAGUUGUUUGCUGUGCUCUGCAUUCACACCAGCCACUAUGUGUCCUUUGUAAAAUAUGGCUCGGAUCCCCGCUCGUGGCUGUUCUUUGACAGCAUGGCAGACAGAUGCGGUGAUGACCAAAAUGGGUACAACAUUCCAGAGAUCAGAGCUUGUCCAGAGUUGGGCGACUUCCUGUCUCAGUCAGAGGAGCAGCUGGCCCGGUCUGACCCCGCCCGGGCUCCUGAGCUCGUGAGCAGGCUACUGUGCGACUCCUACAUGUGUCUAUACCAAAACCCUGUGGAGCCACUUUCAAAGUAAACACAUCCAGAGCCUUAUAAGUGUGUAACAGCGAGGACAGUACAGUUCAUGACCUUAUAUCUCUGCUGAACUAGCAAGGUUUUAUGAGCAUUGUUAUGUGCACACAGCAGGACUUUACACUGAUGCAUCAUGAAAGACAAAACAUCUUUCAAGAGAAACCACUGUUGUGCAAAAACAAAAUGAAAUGAUUGUUCUCAUGUGUCUUAUACUGUUUAUUUAUGCAAACAUUUGUGAUGGUGUGUGUGUGUGUGUGUAUGUGUGUGUGUGUGAUUUGAUGACUUCAUGCUUGACUGAUUCUUUGCCUGUUAUUUGGUAAAUUAAAGGUCUGCUCAAGCAGUUUUUUAUGUUUGUGUGUGCGUUUAAAGCAGAAUAGAAACCCUCUUUGUUACCCUGCAUAUGAUCAUGCAAGCAGGUGUGUGUGUGUGUUUGUGUGUGUGUGUUUGUGAAGAAACUAAUUUUCACCAGAGUUGGAGGGAAUAUUAGAAUAUUACUUGGGUUAGUCAUCAUGUUUUCAUUACACUUCUAAGAACAUAAUUUAAAAUGUGAACUAAAAAAAUAUAUGUUCACAUGAGGCGGUUUUUCAGACAAUUCCACAAAGCAGUAUUUUGUAAAGUUGAAAUGGAAGCACAUUUGUCACAUUUAGGUCAAAAGUCAAAAGACAUUCCUCCAAAUAGGACACGGUGCUUGUGGACGGAUGAAUACAUGGGGCCAUUUAAAUUACAGCCAUAUUUCAUCAAAAACAACAAAGGAAUGACAGCUUUUAUAAAGAACUUAAAAGAGAUAUGAGGGAGAUUGAAAUGAUGAGCUGCAAUAUCGUGAGAUGAGAAAAGAUGAGAAAAACGAGCUUCAUUCGCCUAACAUUCCACAAUGGAAACAAACUAUUCAUAUUUGUGCUUUGUCAACUUCUUAAAUAUAUCACUUUUGUUUUGCAUGUAGCUGCAGUGGAUACCUGACUAGUCUCCAGCUGAUUGACAUUUAGAACUGAUUGGUGGAAGAAGAUGCAAAACAUAGCCCAAAAAUCAUGUUUACCAUAAAAUCUCUGCUUCAAGUGAGAUUUAAACUAAAACUUAUAUCAGCCAAUAAAAUAUUUGUGGUUGGUUGAUUGAUAUGUGAAUUUAUGAUGAAGUAAGAAAAAUAAUUUAUAACAAGAAGCCAUAUAUAAUUUUAAAAAAGAUAAUUAUAUAAAUGUGGGAGUUGAUGGUCUAGUGGUUAAAGAGGUGGACUUAACACCAGAGGGUCCUCAGAUCAAAUCCCCUUAGUGAGUGAGCAGCAAGUUGCUCCUGGUGUGCAGUCGAGUGCAUUUCAUGGCAGCUCAGUAACAUCGUUGUGUGGGGGAAUGUGAGGCAUCAUUGUAAAGCCAUUUGAGCAUCAGCAUUAUACUUCAGAUGGAAAAGCACUGUAGUGCAUGAUGUUAAAAAGACAAAAAAAAAUUUUAAAAAGCCUCGCUAAUCUCCCCCGCACACAGCGAAUGUGCACCUCUGCACGAUUGCUUUCAGCUCUGGUCACUGAAGUUGCUCUGCUCCAAAAAUAGACAGUCUGCAUUAAAUUUUAAUUAGAGAAUUUAACUGGUGCUUGGCAUCAAAAUAACUAAGCAGCCAAAUUCACAUUCAAGCAGAAAUUAUUUCAAGAUGCACUAAUGAAAUAAAAACCAAAGUAGUCUGUAUAACUGAAGUAAAAGAUACACAUAUUACCUUCUACCUGUACAAACUACAUCUGAUUAUUCACUUUGUGGAUCACAAUGUGUCCCAAAUUUUGUGAACAAUUUACACACACUCCAGCUUCAUCUGCUUGAAUGUCAGUCGCUUUUUAUGAAUCAAAUGGUAUUUUUCUUUUUUAACUAACUGCUGUCAGUGUGUUAGCGUCAGUAACACUCUCUCGAAGGUGAGAACCAUCAGCACAGGUGCUCCACACGGCUGUGUUAGCUCACCAGUUCUCUUCACACAGUACACAAACAAAUGCUCACACAUUCAUCCAGGAAAAUAUGUUUUUAUAUUUUCAGAUGACACAGCCAUCCUGAGCCUAUUGCACAAAGACACGUGUACAUCAGCUUAUCGCUCAGAAAUCGAGAACUUUGUUCAGUGUUGUGACACCAACCAUCUCAUCUUAAAUGUCUCUAAGGAGAUGGUCUUGGCCCCUAGGUCUGUAGGGGACCACAGUCCGGUGGUCAUACAUAGCACACACAUAAGCCAGAUUUGCUCAUACAAGUACGAGUACUUAGGAAUUCAUUUUGAUAAUACUUUUAGCUGGAAGGUCCAUGUUGACAGUCUGUGUACUCGAAUCCAGCAGAGACCGUACUUUUUACGCAGACUCAGACUUUUUGGUGUGGACCAGAGGAUCAUGUUUAUAUUCUACCAAACUGUCCUGGAGAGUCUGAUAAGGUUCAGAGUGUCAGUGUGGUAUGGUAACCUCACUGUGCAACUAAAAACCAAACUCAAGUCAUCUGAUCCACACUGCUAUGAAGAUGAUGGGACGGAAGGAGUACCAGGGUCUACAGUCUUUAAAUGAUCAGUCUGUCCUUAGGCAAGAUCACAGGGUACUGACUGACUCGUCUCAGAUCCUUUAUAAAGAAUAUGAACUUUUGCCUUCGGGUAGGCGCUAUAGAGUUCCAAAAUUUAAGAUGAACCGUUUUAAAAAGUCAUUUGUGCCUACAUCUAUCAGACUUUUAAAUAAGACUGCAUAAGGCGGCAGGAACUGUGUGAUGGCUCCGUGGUACUUAUAUGGUUAUGGGAUGUGUGAAAAAUGGGGGGGAUUGUCUGUUAUAUUGUUAGUUUUUUGUGUUUUUAUAUUCAUAUUUAUGCAGGGUGGAUUAUAUUGGAUGUGGUUUUUAUUGAUUUUAUUGUUUUUAAUGUGCAUUAUAUGCAGUAUAUGAGUCCAAGAUGAAUUUCCCUUUUUUGGGAUAAUAAAGUAUAUCGUAUUGUAUCGUA
Thalassophryne amazonica is the source of this 5176-nucleotide messenger RNA. RefSeq names its product cylindromatosis (turban tumor syndrome), b (gene cyld2). Gene Ontology annotation, biological process: protein K63-linked deubiquitination. The record is from RefSeq and is a predicted model, not a curated record. Gene Ontology annotation, cellular component: cytosol. The transcript has 14 exons. NCBI's taxonomy places the organism in Eukaryota, Metazoa, Chordata, Actinopteri, Batrachoidiformes, Batrachoididae. Gene Ontology annotation, molecular function: K63-linked deubiquitinase activity; cysteine-type deubiquitinase activity. The coding region runs from base 147 to 2252 and encodes 701 amino acids.